Diabrotica balteata is the source of this 375-nucleotide messenger RNA. Lineage: Eukaryota; Metazoa; Arthropoda; Insecta; Coleoptera; Chrysomelidae. The record is from the annotation of a GenBank genome assembly.
AUGGUCGAAGAAGCAAAAAAGUAUCUCCAAGAUAUUUUGGGAAGAGUAAAUGGCUUGCAUUGUAUAUUAAUAACAGACAGAGACGGUGUUCGUAUGUUAAAGGUUUCCAAUGACAAAACCCCAGAACAAGCCAACAAACCCAAUUUUAUAUCUACGUUUGGCUUAGCAAUAGAUCAAGGAAGUAAGCUAGGACUAGGUAAAACCACUACAUUGAUCUGCACGUAUUCACAGUUCCAAGUAGUCCAGAUGAAUAAAUUGCCUUUAAUAGUAACUUUCAUAGCCAGUGAUAGUUGCAAUACAGGACAUAUAUUAGCUCUGGAGAAACAAAUUGAUGGUGUAGUGGCCGAUUUAGCAUUAGCUGUAACUGAAUCCUAA